CAUGUCAUAUGUCAACUUCAAAAUCAUCUGUUUGUGAAAGCAAAUGAGUCAUUCCUAUCGUUUUCAUUGAUUUAAUUACUAGAUUUCUAAUAAAUAUUCAUUGUUUAUUGUACAAGUUUUAUAAAAAUAUGUCUAUAUUUCGUAGCACAAGAAAUUUUGAUCUUUUGCUUGAAAAAGCAACUAGUCAUUUGUUGAUGGAACCCGAUUGGGAGACUACGAUGCAAAUAUGCGAUUUAAUAAGGCAAAAUGAUGUGCAGCCCAAACACGCAGUAUCUUCGUUAAAGAAAAAAUUAACAUCAACAAAUCCUCAUUCUGCACUAUAUGCCCUUUUGGUUUUGGAAAGCAUUGUUAAGAAUUGUGGUGUGGUUGUUCUUGAUGAAAUAGCCACCAAGCCGUUUUGUGAGUUUCUGAAUGAGUUGUGCAAAACUACUGCUCAUGAGAAAGUACGUAGCAAGCUAUUGGAGUUAAUUCAAACUUGGAAUUUUGCUUUUCGAAAGAAUUCUAAAUAUGGGGGAGUACUAAAGGAACUCAUGAAUACAAUGAAAGUGGACGGUCAUAAAUUUCCGGCAUUGAGAGAAUCUGAUGCGAUGUUUGCAUCAGAUACAGCGCCUGAAUGGGCAGAUGGUGAUGUUUGUCAUAGAUGCAGGGUACAAUUUAAUGUUAUUCAAAGAAAACAUCAUUGUAGGGCUUGCGGUCAAGUUUUUUGCGGACAGUGUACAUCGAAAACUUCAACUUUACCCAAGUUUGGGAUUGAAAAAGAGGUUAGAGUGUGCGAUGCUUGUUACGAUGAAGCUACAAAACCAUCAGCAACUUCCAAAGCAGCGAUUUCAAAAGCUGAAUCUGAAUUACCAGAGGAAUAUCUAAAGAGCUCAUUAGCCCAACAGAAACAGGAUCCUCCUAAAAAGACUGAAGAUGAACUAAGAGAAGAAGAAGAAUUUCAGUUAGCUCUAGCUUUAAGUCAAUCAGAAGCUGAAGCAAAAGAAAAGGAAAAAUUUAAAACAACAUCUAGUAUAUACCAAGUAAAAGUAGAACCGACUCCAGUAGAAAAACCUGCGACUCCUCCACAACAAGAAGAAACCAAUCCGGAAUUAGCCAGAUAUUUGAAUCGUUCUUAUUGGGAAUCUCUUCAAACUAAUGAUCAAAAUGAACAAGGUCGACCGACAAGUCCUUCAGCUCCAGCUACUGCUCCUACUCAAACUAUCGAUAAUAAAUACAAAACAAAGGAAAACGGUUUGGUCGACAACGAUUUAGAAGAAUUCAUGAAGACUUUGAAAAGCCACGUAGAAAUAUUCAUCAAUAGAAUGAAGAGUAAUUCCAGCAGGGGAAGAUCUAUUACAAACGAUACUAGCGUUCAAACGCUUUUUAUGAAUAUAACAGCGAUGCAUUCGAGACUUUUACACUAUAUACAAGAACACGAUGAUAGUCGCAUCCAUUUCGAACGUUUGCAAGAUAAAUUAACGCAGGUUAAAGAUGCUCGAGCCGCAUUAGAUGAUCUCCGCGAAGAGCACAACGAAAAGCUUAGAAGAGAAGCUGAGGAACAAGAACGUAUGCGUCAAUUACAAAUGGCCCAUAAAUUAGAAGUAAUGAGGAAGAAAAAAGAGGAAUAUUUACAAUACCAAAGGCAGUUAGCUUUACAAAGGAUCCAAGAGCAAGAAAGGGAAAUGCACAUGAGACAAGAACAACAAAAACAACAAUAUAUGAUGCCACAAUAUGGUUACAUCGGCUCUCCAGUUCACGGACAACAGUUUCCACCAAACAUGGCUCCUCAAAUUGGAAAUUACAAUACUUAUCCUUAUCCCCAACAACCCAUGAUGCCUCCUGGACAGAUUCCAAUAAAUCAAGGACCACCUCAUGGCCCUCGUCCUACCCAGCAACCUCAUAAUCCCGUACUCGGACCUCCUCCGGGUUUUGCGCAAGGUCCAACUUCAACAAACACCAUUUCUAAUAAUCCACCAUAUGUACCACAUGGAGUAGCAUCACAAACAAUAAUAGGUAUGCCUACUGUUGGAAUACCUCCCGGACAUAAUCCGCAAACUGGUAUGAGUGGUAUGCCACUACAGCAAGCCGGUAUUCCUCAGGCAGGUAGUAUACCUCCUCAACCAAAUAGUUUACCACAUCAACAUGGUGGUAUACCACAAAACCAAGUGUUACCACAAGGACAGGUAGCACCGCAGUUUCAACAGCCGGGAGCUCCGCCUGCUAGCCCUCAAGUGCAAUCAAAUGGAGAAGCACAAACAGCCGAGCUGAUAAGCUUCGAUUAAUCAUUUAAAUCGGUUUUGUGAUAAUAAAUUUAAUGUAUUCCUUUUUCCCUAUAUUAUAUAAUAUCGUUAUAUUAGCCAAACAGAAUGAAUUCUAUUAAAAAUAUUUUAUGAUUUAUGUCAAAUAUAUAAGUAUAAUACAACAUUUA
Molecule: messenger RNA, 2407 nt
Organism: Diorhabda sublineata
Lineage: Eukaryota; Metazoa; Arthropoda; Insecta; Coleoptera; Chrysomelidae
Gene: Hrs
Product: hepatocyte growth factor-regulated tyrosine kinase substrate
Exons: 12
Coding region: 129-2261 (710 amino acids)
Molecular function (GO): ubiquitin binding; metal ion binding; phosphatidylinositol binding
Source: RefSeq, a predicted model, not a curated record